AUGGAUCCUUCACAGAUAAGAGAAAAAAUCGGUCGCUUUCGAAUCCUCGUAAUAGGAAGAGCCAAUGCAGGAAAAACUACCAUCUUACAGAGAGUCUGUAACACACGAGAGAAUCCAGAAAUAUAUAACAGCGCUGGGAACAAGGUAGGUAUCACGAUGCUAAUUGAUGACACAGUCUUGAAGGCUUCCAGAGAGCGCGGAUUGCACAACAUCGAGAAUGAAAUGGUGUUUCAGAGCAAUCCAGGUUUUAUCUUUCACGAUUCUCGCGGGUUUGAAGCAGGCGGCGAAUCUGAAUUCAACAUCGUCAAGACAUUCAUCGCAGACCGUUCUAAGGAAGCCAGAUUAACAAAUCAACUCCACGCUAUCUGGUAA
Messenger RNA from Suillus discolor, 372 nucleotides. RefSeq lists its product as uncharacterized. Lineage: Eukaryota; Fungi; Basidiomycota; Agaricomycetes; Boletales; Suillaceae. The transcript is spliced from 3 exons. Gene Ontology annotation, molecular function: GTP binding. The record is from RefSeq and is a predicted model, not a curated record. The coding region runs from base 1 to 372 and encodes 123 amino acids.